AUGUCAAAGGAGAAUCAGAGAGGGACAUUCCUGGGGGCGAUCUCUCCUUGGAAUGUCUCGAGGAGUACGACCCCUCAACCCGUCGGUGGCUGCAAUGACACACCAGACAUCUUGCAACGCUCUCAAGGCCAAGACCAUACAGUCACUCACAGACAUCGCCUUAAUCCACAGCGUUAUCCCAAAGACUGCCCUUCGUUGCGGGUAAGGUGGUUCUAUGCUGUGGACUCCCCAAAAUGGAAACCGGCGCUCACAGAGCAAAAGAGGGAUACCUCAAAACCUCUUCCGCCCCCCAAGAAAUUCGUCCCGUUUUCAGUCAAGGAUUCCCAGGCCAUUGAAAUUGCAUUUCAAAAUAUAGCUGAUGUCGAGGGUGGAGAGGGUGUAAAUCGACCUGACGAGGCCACUGACACGGCCCAGGAUAUCACAAAGGUACCUGUCAAUGAGGACUAUCUUUUCGAUGUGGAUGUAGAGCGAAGGGAGCUCAGUCCGGCAUAUUGGAUAGGCCCCAUAUACGAAGUUCGUCGUGGAACAUGGUUUAUCCAGGACGGCUCCACGAUCAAGCCAUGUGAAGAGAACCUCGCCACUCAACUUGAGGAGGGCUAUCUUAAAAUUAAACCGUGGCAGCCUAGCACUUUGCGCGAUCGUGCUGAAAAUGCUGGGCAUAUGACCCACGUACCCGCAAAUGGACUCCACACUUAUCGUUUAUUUGGCGCCUACAUGAAUAGCUUAGUGACAUAUCAGGAUUCCUCGUCAGCAUUACUGACAAAUGAUGACUUCAUGUCCCGUGUGAGCACCACGGUAUACCAGAAGCUGGGUGGGGUACCAGGUACACGAUUAGUGCGCGGCUUCUCUGAGACAAAAAGACAGAAGGAAGCGCCUGAUUCGAGAAACCCCAAUCGAAAAUCAAACCAGGGCUCGGCCUCUACUUCUGAAGCACGCCGUUCAGAUAAUCAGGAUCACUGUGGACUAGAAGGCAUGAAGUCUGAAGUAACGGACUCCCAUUUUGAGAACAGCACCACCCCUGGGAUAAACAAGAGAUCAACUCUCGAACGGCAGAUGUCAUCUCUUGCUAGCGAACCGCAGAAUGCGGCUGAGAUCGAAGAACAAGCUCGUAGACAAGAAGAGAAGGAAAUGGAGGAUUCGAGACAGGCUGAUGGUAAUGAUAGAGACCGAGAAAUUGAUCAUCUAGUUCUUGUUACUCACGGGAUUGGGCAGCGACUUGGGCUACGGCUAGAGAGUAUCAACUUUAUCCAUGAUGUGAAUGUCCUACGGAAGACCAUGAAAAAUGUGUACAAAGUGUCUCCUGAUCUCCAGGCCCUCAACUCCGCCUUUGGGGAUAAGCACGAGAAUUGUCGUGUUCAAGUACUCCCAGUAUGCUGGAGGCACCUCCUUGAUUUUCCCUACCGAGGGGUGAGCCAAAAUCGCAAAGAGCUUGAUCUUGCAGACGCAGACGUUUUCGAAGAUGACCCCUACCCCGGCUUGGCUGAUAUUACACUCGAUAGCGUACCCGCGGUUCGAAAUUUAAUAUCUGAUUUGGCAAUGGAUGUGCUUUUAUACCAGAGUGCAUACUGCGAGCACAUAUCGACCAUAGUUAAGCAGGAAUGCAACCGGAUUCUCAAAAUAUUCAAAAGGAGGAACCCCUCUUUUAGGGGAUCAGUGAGUCUCUGUGGGCAUUCACUCGGGAGUGCCAUUCUCUUUGAUAUCCUGUGCCGUGAAAAAUCCACAGCUGGCUCGCAGGGAUCAUCUGCUCCUGUGGGACAGCAAGGUAAUCCGCCAGCAUCCUGGCAAGACGGGCAACUAGAGUUCGAGUGCAAGGAACUGUUUUGCUUGGGCUCUCCAAUCGCACUUUUUCAGAUGCUGAAGGGAAAAACUAUUGCUGGUCGAUCCAUGUCGGGAAGUAAAGCAACUAAAAACACUUUCUAUGUGGAUGGAAAAGACACAACUGUCAAACCAUCACCUAGUCAGGCUAACACAGGAAUGGGGCCCGAUGAUAAGCAUUUCCAUGUUUCUUCUCCGAAAUGCGAGCAGCUUUACAAUAUAUUCCAUCCUUCUGAUCCCAUCAGCUAUCGCAUAGAGCCACUUAUAUCACCAGCAAUGUCGUCGCUCCGGCCACAGCCUUUGCCGUCAGUAAAGAAGAGCCUUUGGGCAGCCUCUGGACAAAGCCUUUCAAUAAUUGGAAGCCGUGUAGGCCAAAGUGUGGGGUCUCUGUGGACCAAUUUCACGACAGGCGUCGCGAGUAGCUUGCUUAAUCGCAGUCUUGGCCUUGGCGCUGAGGAUAUUCCUCAACCAAACUCUGCCAUCCAAUCGCCGCCAUCGUUCAACACAGAUGCUGAUCUCGCAGAUAGACUUGAUCGGCAUCCUACUCUUAUAGACUCGGACUUGGAGACGCUUUACGAGGGCUUCCAAAAAAUCAAGGAUGCACCUGGAAAGAAUGCACCAGCUCCUGCAAGCGAUGACGCUACUGAGCAUCAGGGGAACGAAAUUCGUAUGAAGAGAUUAAGGACCGAGGAUGCAAAAGUGAGGUCCCUGAAUUCGAAUGGGCGAGUUGACUAUAGCAUACAAGAAGGUGCUUUUGAUAUAUCUAUGAUUGCCAGCAUCGCCAGCCAUUUGACGUACUGGGCUGAUGAGGACGUUAACCACUUCAUGCUUUCACAGAUGCUGUCUAGGAGAACUCCUCCACGGGAAGCCUAA
This is a messenger RNA of Aspergillus nomiae NRRL 13137, 2688 nucleotides long. Its product is annotated as DDHD family phospholipase. The transcript is spliced from 4 exons. The coding region runs from base 1 to 2688 and encodes 895 amino acids. NCBI's taxonomy places the organism in Eukaryota, Fungi, Ascomycota, Eurotiomycetes, Eurotiales, Aspergillaceae. The record is from RefSeq and is a predicted model, not a curated record. Gene Ontology annotation, cellular component: cytoplasm. Gene Ontology annotation, molecular function: metal ion binding; glycerophospholipase activity.